This is a messenger RNA of Magallana angulata, 551 nucleotides long. RefSeq lists its product as uncharacterized. The transcript has 2 exons. Bases 111 to 551 code for a protein of 146 amino acids. The record is from RefSeq and is a predicted model, not a curated record. NCBI's taxonomy places the organism in Eukaryota, Metazoa, Mollusca, Bivalvia, Ostreida, Ostreidae.
UCUAUCCAAGUGAUAGAAGGAGGAAGGGGGAGGAGGUUUUCACAAAAUGGUCACUCAUCCUGGAUGCAUAUCAUACCAUCAGGAAGACCAUUUUGAACAACCAUAGAGCCAUGUCAGUUACAGACAUCCAACUUCCUCUUUUAAACAGGAAGACUCUCCAACAGUGGUUCAAUGAGAUGAGUAAGGAUGAGGAGAAGAAAAUCCUAAUGCAGGGUCUUGCACUUCCUACACCAAAAAUGACAGUAGCCAAGGCACCAGAAGCCUUGCCCAAGCCAACAUCUUUGCCAGCAGGAAGCACAGACCCCUUCUCUUUUAAUGAUCCACCCUCUAAAAUUGGUAUGGCCAAAGAACACUCCAAACGCACCAAUACCAGCUGUGGCACCUGUUUUUCCUUGCCCGACACCUUCUUGCGAUCCUGUAAUGAGCUUCCAAUUGAUCACAACUACAGAAGGCACUGCUUUGUUGAUUCCAAAUAUUCCACACUCCACAAAGCAGUACCAGAAACGAAAACAAGAGCUUUAGGAGCAAGGGCGACCAAAAAGGAACUCUAA